Molecule: messenger RNA, 2006 nt
Organism: Glycine soja
Lineage: Eukaryota; Viridiplantae; Streptophyta; Magnoliopsida; Fabales; Fabaceae
Product: probable sphingolipid transporter spinster homolog 2
Exons: 16
Coding region: 93-1598 (501 amino acids)
Biological process (GO): transmembrane transport
Cellular component (GO): membrane
Molecular function (GO): transmembrane transporter activity
Source: RefSeq, a predicted model, not a curated record
AAUGAAUUUAGUGAACAGUUGAACUAUUAUAUAAAGUGUUGGCUUUUCAAUUGCAAAAAAUCCAUAAUCCAAGAUAAGGAGAAACUGCGAAAAUGGCAUCGGAGUCAGGUCAAAGUCCCAAUCCUUCUUGGUUUACGCCCAAAAGGCUUCUUAUGAUAUUUUGUCUCAUUAACAUGCUAAACUAUGUGGAUCGAGGAGCUAUAGCCAGUAACGGUGUCAAUGGAAGUCUUGCAACUUGCACUGACUCUGGAAUUUGUACAGGUGGCAGUGGAAUUCAGGGGGAUUUUAACUUGAACAAUUUUCAAGAUGGAGUUCUGUCAUCUGCAUUUAUGGUUGGACUUCUAAUUGCUUCCCCAAUAUUUGCUUCUCUGGCCAAAAGUCACAAUCCAUUCCGGCUUAUUGGUGUUGGAUUGUCUGUUUGGACUUUAGCGAUAGCUGGAUGUGGUAGUUCGUUCGAUUUUUGGUCUAUUGCAAUAUGCCGAAUGCUAGUUGGUGUAGGUGAGGCUUCCUUCAUAAGUCUUGCCGCACCAUUUAUAGAUGACAAUGCCCCUGAUGCACAGAAAACAGCAUGGCUUGCUACAUUUUACAUGUGUAUACCAGCUGGGACUGCUCUGGGCUAUGUUUAUGGUGGAAUUGUUGGAAGCCAAUUUAACUGGCGUGUUGCAUUUUGGGUUGAGGCAAUUUUGAUGCUUCCUUUUCCCAUUUUGGGUUUUGUAAUAAAGCCUUUGCAAUUGAAAGGUUUUGCACCCUUGGAAUCCAAACAAACACUAACAUAUACUGAAACAAAUGUUUCAGAAACUGGAGAGGUUUCCCUUAUAGAUGAUGACACGCUUGCUGAAGAUCAAGCCUUGCUCAAAGGAUCCAAGUCAACAUCCAAAUUGUGGAAUCAGUUCACCAUCUUCUCCAAAGAUAUGCAGGAGCUCUUGCAUGACCAAGUGUAUGUUAUAAAUGUUCUAGGGUACAUAGCAUACAAUUUUGUCAUUGGAGCUUACUCAUACUGGGGCCCAAAGGCAGGAUACAGCAUUUACCAUAUGAAUAAUGCUGACUUGUUAUUUGGAGGCAUUACAAUUGUUUGUGGUAUUGUUGGGACAUUAGCUGGAGGCUUGUUUCUUGACAGGAUAUCUUCAACCAUCUCUAAUGCUUUCAAGCUUCUUUCUGGAGCAACAUUUCUUGGUGCAAUCUUCUGCUUGAUCGCUUUCCUUUUCAAGAGCUUGUCUGGUUUCAUAGUCUUCUUCUCUAUGGGUGAACUACUGAUUUUUGUCACUCAGGCUCCUGUAAAUUAUGUUUCUCUCCGUUGUGUAAAACCUAGUUUGAGGCCACUGUCUAUGGCUAUAUCUACUGUUUCAAUCCAUGUCUUUGGUGAUGUGCCUUCCUCACCACUUGUUGGGGUCCUGCAGGAUCAUAUCAAUGACUGGAGGAAAACAGCACUUUGUUUAACAUCCAUUUUCUUUCUUGCUGCUGUAAUAUGGUUCAUAGGAAUCUUUUUGAAAAGUGAUGUAUAUGACAAAGAUGAUGAGGAGCAAUCUGCCACAACUAGAGGAGGAAAACUGACGCCAUUGCUUGACGGCAGCAGUGACACUACAUCCAGUCAAGUUUAAUUCUUUUCAAAUUUUAUUACUAUAACUAUGCUUCAAGUGUAUAUUAACUUCUAGUGUGAAGAGGGUAAAAGUCGGUAGCAUACUAGCAUCUUUACUACUACUACCAGUCAUGUGGAAAAUGGUGGACGGUGGUUUGAUACUAUGUUGGAUAUGUAUAUCAUAUAUGCACAUGUGGGGCUGAUCACAAGUGGUAUGACAAUCCUCUUGAAAAAAAAAAUUGAAAAAUGAUAUUGGAUUUUACGAUAUGUUUGGAAGAGUCUGCUGAUUCUUCCACCGCUCAAUUUGUUGUUAUAUGUAAAUUUGUAAUUAUCAAGUCUGUCUUUGAAAAAGAAACUAGCAACGGAUACUUUAUGUUGGGAAUGCGUACUUUCCCAAAGCAUGUUUCGUGUUUUUAUGCAGUGCCUCUAA